UCUUCGCGAUGAACAGAACCCCGUCGGUUUGUUCCUUGUCGGUGACGCACUUUGGUGGCUCGAUGCGUCCUCUGAGUUGGAUUCUCACCAAACGUGGAUCUUCAGACUUGGAAGCAAAGGAUAUGACACGAUGAGGUGGAACAGAACUGACGAUUUUUCGCCGCCGGCGGUGCACGAGCAUUGUGUUGCGUCUGCUGCAAGGUCCGAGUGGGUACAAAUUCUGUGAUCAAUUUGGCUGGCAUAAGAUCGCAUUGUGCUCUACUUCUUCUGCAACUUGCUCCAGUUCCCUUUCCGUGAGGAUACAAGCCCCAUUUGGACAGAUCCCUUGGGUGCAGGUGGUUCUUUGAUCCUGGGUUGCUGUAUCUUUUUAGAAGGCUUUUAGUCAGUUCGAGGAGCUCAAGUUUUCAAGAUGUGUGACCUAUACUAUUACUUCAAGGGGAAGGAAGAUCGUCGGGAAUCUCGUAAGAGUGUCCCGCUACAACAUGUGUCGGUGACGGGCCAUAUCCGCGAUGCUGUAGCGCAAUACACUCUGGAGCAGACUUUUUUGAAUCCGGAGAAAGAGGCUGGAAUUGAUGCAGUUUACACGUUUCCUUUGUACGAGGGCGCGGCUGUGGUGGGAUUCGAAGCAGAGGUGAAUGGCAGGAAAAUUGUCGGCAAGGUGCAGGAGAAGGCUGCUGCGAAGAAGGAAUACGAAGAAGCGAAGAGUGCAGGGAAACUGGCCAGUCUCUUGGAGCAGGAGUCUCCCGAUGUUUUCCAGACAUCAAUCGGCAACAUUCCAGCGUCAACGGCUAUCAUCAUUCGAAUCACACUUUGGUCCGAGAUGAAACACGAUGCAGAAGAGAAUCAGGUCCGCUUUGUCUUGCCAACAGUCAUAGCGCCUCGUUAUGGCUGGCCUGCACCGGAAGUGAACCUGGAACUCCCUCCUCCCUUCAAAUUACUCUCAGUGAACAUGUCUUGUGCCAUGUCGAAGGCCAUCACAUCCAUCAAAUCUCCUUCUCACACCAUUGAAGUCCAUCUCGGCAACAGCUCUGGGGAGACUCCUACCGCGGAAUCGUUUGAACCGAAUCGAGCAAGAGUGACUUUGACAUCUGAUAGUUUUCUUGAAAAAGACUUUGUGCUUGUCGUCCAAGCCCUGGGGCUGAACGAGCCGUGUGCUCUAGUAGAACGCCACCCCAGAGAUGGAACUCACGCAAUUACGCUUACGUUUUUACCUCGGUUUGCGCUUAGGCCAAUGUCAUCAUCAGAGCUCAUCUUCGUUGUCGAUCGGUCCGGCUCAAUGCAAGGCACCCCCAUCAAGCAGGCUGGGCAGGCAUUGGAACUGUUUUUGAGAUCCAUUCCCUGCGAGGAUCACUACUUCAACAUCAUAGGAUUUGGCGAUAACCACAAAACCCUAUUUCCAAAGUCUACACCAUACAAUGAAGAGACUUUGACGAAGGGCCUUCGCUAUGCACAGGCACUCGAGGCUGACAUGGGUGGGACCGAAAUGAUGAGUGCGUUUGAGGAGAUUUUCGAACACCGCCGCCGUGACGUCCCAACGCAGAUCUUCCUGCUGACUGAUGGAGAGAUAUGGGAUGUGGACUCUUUGAUUGAAUGCAUUAGAGACGCCAAGAAAGAAGAAAAGAGCGAUAACUUCGUGCGCGUGUUUUCUCUCGGCAUCGGAUCCAAUGUAUCACACCACCUUGUUGAAUCCGUCGGAAGGGCUGCUGAUGGGUACGCCCAGCUGAUUGUAGAAGGGGAGCGAAUGGAGAAGAAGGUGAUCAAUAUGCUGAAGUCCGCACUAGUGCCGGCUGUCACCAAUGUUGCCGUGCAAUGGUCGGAAGCAAAUGGUUACGGGGAUGUUGACAUUGCUAGUGGAGACCAUGUGGACGGUUUUGUAAUAGUUGAAGAAAUUGCUGAAGAUGAACCAUCGCAGCCUGUUGCGCCGGAUUCCAACGAGACUGACGGGAACACACCGCCCAUCAAUUUAUUCUCGACGACGCCUGAGGAGCCCUCGCCUCCUCCACCCGUCCCAACCUUACCACCGCCUGAUAUCAUCGUCCCCAUAUACCAGGCUCCAUUCAUACCUCCAAUCUUGAGCCGCGGCGCGAGGUUCACAAUUCACGCCAUUCUGUCAUCUACUGCACCACUUCCUAAAGAACUUGUUUUACGAGGGACGUCCCAGGACGGACCUGUGGAGCUCAAAAUCAACAUCGAAUCGGUUCAGGAAGGAGAAACCAUGUUACAUAGCCUAGCAUCUCGCGCAUUAAUCCGGGACCUGGAAGAAAGAUCUUCCUACGUUCAUGCCUUGGGAAAAGACGCGCCGGCCGCGCAACUGCAGAUGCUGGAGAGACUGGGUAUUCACGUGGUGGCUCAAGGGAGGAAGUUUAAGAACGUACCACUGAGUGACCAUUAUGUGUCGAGAAUCGCGAAGCAGCAUAUUCUCGACAUUGCGCUUCGCUACAACCUGUCCAGCAAGUAUACCAGCUGGGUGGCCAUUGAUGACGAGAGCAAACAGCGCCUUAUCAACGAUGAGUACAAAGACAGUAACGACGAAAUGGGAUUUGCGCUCCAUGAUUCUAUAAGUUUCCCACGGCCUGCUAUGUAUAAAUGUUCUUAUAUUUGUGAACCGGUUGCUUGUGUAGAAAUAGCGACCACAUAUAUAUCCAGUUCUUCCACGGCUGGCAAUCUGACUGAACUUGAAGAAUUUCCGAAGUCGGAGGUGAUGAACUCCGACAACGAAUCGGAGGCAUCUCCUAAUGAUGUUACACCUCCGACCGACUGCGAUUUGUGUCCACGACAGGGAUUUGGUGGGGAAUUGGAGGAGGGGGCACAACAUGUCGAAGUACCACCCACGCCAAUUGACCCGCACGAGCGUUUAUAUUGUCUUUUGCAGCACCAGGCUUUUGAUGGCUCGUUCCCCCUCGUUCCUGACAUUGCUGCUCUUUUUUCUUCUACUGUGGAGGAUUUGAACGUGAAGCUCGGCGAGAUAUGCAAACAAUCCGCAGCGACCCUUUCGAAGCUGGAGUGGGAAGCUGUGUGGGCUACUUGUUUAGCUGUAGAGUUUAUGAGACGAGAUUUAGCGGAGCUGCAAGAGGAGUGGGAGCUUGUGGUGGAAAAGGCUGAGAGGAGAGUGGAAACAAUGGUGAAGAAUGCGCAUGACGUAGCUGCCGUCAAACAGGCUGCAGCAGGACUUGCUGCUGGGGCUAACAAACUAAGUGCUCAGGAAGUGGAGACGACCAAGGAGGCUGCUGGGGAAGGUAUUGGUGAAUCCAUCAUCACUGCAUACGCACAGUCUGCAGACCCAGCCAAAGUGGUCGCCGAGGGUGCUGCAGCUGAAGAUAACAAAACAUGUGCACAGGUUGAGGACAUAGCCAAGGAGGUUGUCAAGGGCGGCGCUGCUGAAGGUCCCAAAGAAUGUGCAACAUAAUGUUCAGAUACUAGCACAGAUAAACUGCAGUGACUGACAUUGUAUAGUGAUGUAAACUUUUUGCGGACAACCUUCUUUUUGUGACAUGGGUGAUCGACUGUGAUAUUAGAUCGUAAACGUGAUAGUGUUGGUAGGUGCAGUCUUGUGUUACGGUAAAAUUACCAGUAGUAUUUGCUAUGAUACAGCCACUUCGACAGUGAUCAAUGCAUUCAUGCAUGUAGAUAGUGUUCAGGUAAAUAUGAAUAUUGGGUUCAAGCAUGGUCCUUUUGAGUAGACCCUGUGACUUCCCAAACAAUGAUAAUUGCGCAUUUGGACUCUUUGCAGGUGGUUUGACAACAUUCUGCAAUUGUUUUUGUAGACAGGAAUGUGUGUCUCACAAGGCUUUUGAUUACGCUUAAAGCUAAUGAAAGAAAAUUAUAGUCUGGAAUACUGCAUAAUAUUUACAUUUAAGACAGAUUAGAACUAGGAAUCCAAUGGCAGGAGGUCGAUACUAUAGCUACGCUCUAUUGUCGGGUAUUCAGUACCAAUUUUGCAGAGGGUCCAAUAAUUAUGACAUUGUGAUCAUUUGAAGUUUGAA
Physcomitrium patens is the source of this 3983-nucleotide messenger RNA. The record is from RefSeq and is a predicted model, not a curated record. NCBI's taxonomy places the organism in Eukaryota, Viridiplantae, Streptophyta, Bryopsida, Funariales, Funariaceae.